UAGCGCAAACAGCUUUGUUUUUUAGUAUUCCAAUUGGCAGCGCACGUUGAGGAACGCAGACUCGUUAAAAAAUGGUUGUCGAGAAAGUGAUUUUGGCCUAUUCGGGUGGCCUGGAUACGAGCUGCAUACUGAAGUGGCUGCUGGAGCAGCGCUAUGAGGUCAUUUGCGUGCUGGCCGAUGUGGGUCAGCAGGAGGACUUUGAGGCAGCUCGUCAAAAGGCGCUCAAGAUAGGCGCCAAGGAGGUGAUUGUGGCUGAUAUCAAGAGGAAUUUCGCUGAGCAAUACAUAUGGCCAGCCAUCCAAAUGGGUCUUAUCUAUGAGGAGCGCUAUCUGCUGGGCACCUCGCUGGCGCGACCCUGUAUAAGUGUGGCCCUGAUCGAGGCCGCCAGGCGGCACGGCGCCAAGUAUUUGGCGCAUGGUGCCACCGGUAAGGGCAACGAUCAGGUGCGCUUUGAGCUAUGCGCCUAUGCGCUGCAGCCGGAACUGAAGAUCAUUGCACCCUGGCGCGACAUGGAGUUUUGUCGCCAGUUUCAGGGCCGACAGGAUUUGAUUGCCUAUGCCAAGGCCCAUGGCAUUGAGGUCACAGCCAAGCCAGCGACUCCCUGGAGCACCGAUGGCAACAUGCUGCACAUUAGCUACGAGUCGGGCGUACUUGAGAAUCCAAAUACUGUGGCGCCUAGCACACUUUACGAGCUGACCCUCGAUCCGUUCACACAGGCGCCACAGAAGCCCCAUCGCGUGUGCGUUCACUUUAAACAGGGAUUGCCCACGAGCGUUGAGGAUCUGUCUAGCCGUCAAGUGUACAGUACGCCCAUGAAUAUGCUAAAGUUUCUAAAUGAUCUGGGCGGUAGCUAUGGCAUCGGACGCAUUGACAUUGUUGAGAAUCGUUAUGUGGGACUGAAGUCUCGCGGCGUCUAUGAGACACCAGGUGGAACCAUACUCUAUACAGCACACCAGGACUUGGAGGUGUUUGCUUUGGAUCGCGAGGUUCUGCGCACCAAGCAACUCCUGCGCGAUCGCAUGUCCGACUUUGUGUACAAUGGCUUCUGGUUCAGUCCCGAGGCGCUCUAUGUGCGACGCUGCAUUCAGCUGGCCCAGGAGUAUGUCACCGGGCAGGUGACGGUGGAGCUGUCGCCCGGCUAUUGUCGCGCCAUUGCACGCAAGGCUGGCGACAAAGUGGGUGCGCUCUACAACCAGCAGCUGGUCUCGAUGGAUGUGCAUGGCGGUUAUGUGCCGCAGGAUGCGGGCGGUUUCAUAGCCAUCAAUGCGGUGCGAAUACGGGAGCAUGUGCGCGCCUUCGGUCCCUACAAGACUGAUCAGCAGUAGCUGCACCACGAGUAAACAACAACAAAGGCAUUUUAGAUAAAUAAAUGAUUACAAAUCCGA
Molecule: messenger RNA, 1385 nt
Organism: Drosophila novamexicana
Lineage: Eukaryota; Metazoa; Arthropoda; Insecta; Diptera; Drosophilidae
Gene: Ass
Product: argininosuccinate synthase
Exons: 3
Coding region: 72-1325 (417 amino acids)
Biological process (GO): L-arginine biosynthetic process; urea cycle
Cellular component (GO): cytoplasm
Molecular function (GO): ATP binding; argininosuccinate synthase activity
Source: RefSeq, a predicted model, not a curated record